AUGGCUUUUCCCCACAAGAGAAGAAGACUACUGAAAUGGCUGACGGCGGUAAUUGCCGCCGCCCUAGCCGUAGCGCUGCUCAUCCUCAUCCUCGCCCUCACCGUCUUUAAGGCCAGGCAUCCGGUCAUCACCGUCAACUCAAUCGCCGUCUCCGACCUCAAUUUCUCGUUCGACGUCGCGAGGCUCGGCGUCCGCUUCAACCUCAGCCUCGACACCAACGUCACCGUCCGGAACCCUAACCGCGUCGGAUUCCGGUACGCCGACAGCCGCGCGGUCCUCCGCUUCCGCGGCGGCGACGUCGGCGAGGUUCCGAUCCCCGCCGGCGAGAUCGGCGCGCGCGACACGAGGAAUCUGGACCUGACGCUGGUGCUGAUGACGGAUCGGCUGAUUUUUGACUCCGAUUUCUACGCGGAGGCGUUCUCCGGCAAGGUGCGGUUGGAGACGUUUAUCAGGAUGGCGGGGAAAGUGCGGGUGGUUUUCGAUUUCCGCGUGGUGUCGUACACGGGGUGCGAUCUGGAUAUUCGCCUCGCCACACGUAUGGUUUCCAAUCAGACAUGUCGUUAUAAGAUUAAAAUUUAA
Messenger RNA from Salvia splendens (bonfire salvia), 579 nucleotides. RefSeq lists its product as uncharacterized. The transcript has a single exon. Gene Ontology annotation, biological process: defense response to other organism. Lineage: Eukaryota; Viridiplantae; Streptophyta; Magnoliopsida; Lamiales; Lamiaceae. The coding region runs from base 1 to 579 and encodes 192 amino acids. The record is from RefSeq and is a predicted model, not a curated record.